Messenger RNA from Aureobasidium uvarum, 4596 nucleotides. Lineage: Eukaryota; Fungi; Ascomycota; Dothideomycetes; Dothideales; Saccotheciaceae. The record is from the annotation of a GenBank genome assembly.
AUGGGAUCUUCUAAGCGCAAGACCCAGGAGCCCGACGAAGAUUUCUAUUCGGUCCGCGGCAUCUUGAACGAGAACAAGACCAAAUACCUGACCUUUGAGCCUACCUGGGAGCCCAAGGCCAACGUCACCGAGGCCGCGAUCCAAGAGUGGGAAGAAGAGAAGAGGCAGAAGAAACAGAACGAGGAAAAGAAGAGACAGAGAAAGAGUGCCGACCUUCCUGCUUCAUCCAGCGAUGUCGUCCAGAUCGAUGAUAAUGAUGAUGAUGAUAAUGAUGAGGAGCCCGAAGAUGAGCGUCCUCUCAAGGCCACAAAGACUUCUGGAUCCAAGCCUUCUGGAUCGAGGCCUCGCAUCAUGCUGAAGUAUGGAAAGAGGCAGACACAUGCAGCCGUCGAAGUUACUCCGACCAAGCCGACCGAGUCUGCAAAGAGAAAGCCUGGCAGACCGCGCAGAUCUCUACCUGGUGCUCCCGACGCACAAUCAAGCAGACCACACAAACCAGUCAUCGAAGACAUUCCUGACGCCGAGGCAAGAGAAGACGACGAAGACGAAGUUGCUCCGAAACCCCUCAAACGUGGUCGCGGACGACCUAGAAAGUCGCUCCCCACGAGAGUCGUUCAAGAGGAGAAAGAGCAGGGUAAUAAUGGUGAGGACCCAUCGAGACUGGCCAAGUCAAGUCCUCUGGCCCGACCACGUUUGCGUCUUGUCAACAACAGGAAGAGGUUGGUCAAUAUUUCUUCAGAUGAAGAUGAAGACGUACCUCUCGAAGGUCUGAAGCGCAAGAGACCUGUCAUCUCCGCUUCUUCAGAUGUCGAAGUACAACAUGCCAGGGAGGGUGCCCAACCCACUGCUGCUCUCCCUGCUGCCCGUACCGCUGCCCCCAAGAGGAGAAGAGGAAGACCUAGAAAGUACCCUCGUCCAGACAGCGUCGCACCGAGCCCCAUGACUCCAGCUGUCAUUUCUCGCCCUGAUCCUGAAGAGGUUGGUACGACUGAAAUCGAAGACAGUGAGAUGUAUGACGCUGCGGCUGCGCAGUUGCAGCGCGAGACACGAUCUGCCCGUAAGCAACCGCCGGGUCAACAACCAUCAGCUGACCAACAAUCUUCGCCUGGCCAACAAUCUGUGCGCGAUCAACAACCCUCGCCGGAGUUCGACGAAGGUGUUAGCGACUUCCGGUCGUCGCAGAUCAUUCGAGGCACGCAACCGGAGCCGCACCGUACUGAAGAACAGACCUCCAGUCUUGAGGAGCUCACAGAUUCUCAAUUCAUGGUUGACGCUGCUGCUGCAUCGAGCCUGUCCGCAAAGAACUCUCCUUACGAACCAGGAGCUACUUCCGAAUCUACUUUCGUCAACAGUACAGUCAACAGCUCGACAAGUGUCCACACAUUACCGAUUCCAGUGGCACAUCGUUUCGGAGUUGAUGCUGUGAUCCCCGACUCUCAAAGUUUCCUCGACGCGAGUAGCGUGCACAUAUCAGAGCAUCGUGUCGAAGCAGAACAACCUGAUCAAGUCGAAAGUUCUGAGGACGCCACAACAGAAAGCCAGAUUGUCGUGGAGCCUGAAGACAUUCGCCAGGUGGUUGCACAAGAUCUCCCUGUUUCUGAGAGCAGUAUGGCACAGUCGGAUGUCGCUGGUACUGCAACUCAAAGCGAACCAUCACUCGGUCUAUCAACAAGAAACAUUAUCGCUACAGCAGUGGCAUCCAGUGUCAUUGCUCAAGUUGUUGCUGCGAACGUCUCUACACGUUCUCCAUCACCAGUAUCUCUAGGCGCCGUGCGCUCAAGUUCUACCUCGUCUGCACCACCGACGGAGGCUGCCGAUAAAUCAACUCAAUCCCAAUCGCAGUCGCACUCCCAACCUCAUCAGCAUUCUUCAUCAAAAUCCCAUUCGAAAAGCGAGGCAUCAGUUGAGGCGUCCUCAUCCUCUGCUAUACCCAAUCAGGAAACCAGCCAGAACACAGCAUCUGGUCAGGCUCAGGCGGCCACCACCCAGCAAAGUCACGUGGAACAAGCCGCCCAGCAGAUCUCGUUCCAACUCCAACAACCUCCCGUCCAGCAGAUUGUGCCAUUCGAAUUUGCUCAGAGUCCUGCUGAGGAAGCUACAACAUCUUCUCUCGAGUUUGCUACCCAGAUUGCGUCCGUCCAGCAAGCACCCGCUCCCGAAUCACCUUCUCAGCCUGCUUCGGUGCAAGACAUACCCGUCUCCUCAAGUCCUAUUGCUUCUCCACCAUCGAAGCUGCCGAACACCAUUGGUGAAUCUGCUCCUUCGCUUAUCAAGAGCGUGUCCGAUCCUGAGCUCAAUCGUGAGCAGUCCAGUCGUGAGCAGACCCCAGCCUCCGAUAUGACCUCCAACACCAACCCCGAUGGCACCCCGGUCAGAGUAUCGAUGGUUUCGAGACUCAGAGCAAUGAAAGCUGCGAGCGCUGCCAAACUCGAGGCUGACUUGGCAGGCGACCGUGCCGCUCUCGCUGCCUUCCGUGCUGGUGCAAGUACUCCUGUCCCUUCCCGCGUUGCUGCACCUCUCCUAGACACGCAUUCGCCCAAGCCCGCAUCUGCAAUUCCGGCGAGACUCAUGUCACCUGCUGCUGGUGAUCGUGAGGCCCGCUCGCCCUCGACUGUCCCUCCAGUCGAGAUACUUCCGGACGAAACCCCUGAAGAGUACUCUCGCUCUGAACGCUACGAGACUCUGCUGCCUGGACAAGGUCCGCAGAUCAACGCCGACACUUCGCGUCCAUAUAUUUUGCACGAUGUCAUGAUGCCUGAUGUCUCUGUCGAUGCCAACCUUGACGACAACCAGCAUCUAAUCUCGCUGGACUUCGGCGUGUUGCAGAGGGAUCACUACAAAUGUGCCUUCGAUACCGACAAAGCUUUGAUCGAGGGCUUCACCAUGCACAAGGUCUGGCCAGCUGAUUCCGAGAUCGCUGAGAAGGCUCGUGAAUUCAUUGCUCAACUCCACUGCAUUGUUAAUCACCUCGACCUCAACAACCCUGGCGCAUCCCAAUCAUCUCAAACCACUCAGUCUCUCCAAGCUGAUUGGGACAUGACAAUGAGCUCCAAGUUCAGAUUCCUGAAGAGUCUUCUGGACGCAGCCAAGCGCAACAACCUCCAUGUUGCUUUGCUUGUCGACCAGGGUAGACUUGCUGGUAUCCUCCAAAGCUUCUUGCAGGGUAUCCACAUCAUGUACAAUGUGAUUAACGGUCAAGAUAAUGUCAUCAACCAGGAAUCAACAGCAACCAUUCUGUUGACCAGUGUCGAGUCUGUCGACAAAUCAUCACUGGACAUGGAUAUGGUUGUUGUCAUUGACGGAUGCAUGCCCAAGGACACCAUCACGCGCACACAAAAGAUGCUCUCUCGUGACACGCUCAUUCCUACCGUCUCACUUAUCAUCCCUUGCUCUAUCGAGCAUGCCGAGCGUUGCCUUGUCUCCACCAUGUCUGAAGCAGAGCGUCUUCACGUUCUAAUCAGCACUGUCACUGGUGAGAGAUCUAAUGCCGGCUGGCAAAGCGGUGGCACCGACACCGACUUCGAACACAAGGCAUCUGAAAUCGUCUCUUGGAUUCUCAAUCCUGAUGCGGCAGAUUGGCUCUUCUACGGCCUGCCCGAGUUGCAGUUGAUCGAAGCAAUCUCAAGCCAAUCUACCUCAGAAGAUGAAUUUCUGCUCGGCGGUGAUGGCAGCUCCAACAAACGUCAGCUGAACCACGAUGAAGUCCCCUCAGCAAAGAGAGUCCGUGUUGAUGAGUCUCUUCCCAUGACCAUCAACCCUGCUGACAUUCACAUCACACCUGGCACAUUGCCUGUAUCGAACUCGCACGUCAGCGAUUCUGUGACGGCUUCACAACAUGCCGCACAUGUCGCCACUCUUCAACAACUCAACCGUGCCCAGGCAGAAGUCCGUGAGCAUGUCCAGGCCAUGGAGAGAUUGCAGUACAACUCUGAAGAGCAGCGCGCACAGAUGGUACAAGCUCAGAAGGAACGUAACGAGGCUCUGCAGAGAGAGGAGAGACUGAGUAAGUCAAACAUCGAUCUCAGAGCUAAGAACACCUCGCUUCGUGACGAGGUCCUGGACUUGAAGAAACAGCUGGAGACUGCUAGAGCUGCAUUGGCCGAUCACACAGUCCCCGAACGCGCUGAGCUGGAGAAGAGCAAGGCAGAAACUCUUGCCGCCACGGCCGAGUACGAGAAGGAAGCCAAACGCGCCAAACAGCUCGAGGAGGCAUACGACUACCUACGUGAACAGUACCAGAACAGCUCGAACUCGAACACCGAGCUCACCGACACCAACAUUGCGCUUGAGCAACGCAUCGCUCAUCUCGAAGUCAGGGCUUCCGGCGAGCAAGCCAGACUCAAGCUCAUCAACAACGAUACCCUCAACAAGAACUACGAAGACACGAUCAAAAAGCUCACAGUCACAGCCACUGAAAGAGAAGGCACCAUGCAACGCAUGAGCGACGAAGUUGCUCGCUUGCGCGAACCCCGCGGUCGCGUAGGCACCCGCGCCAGCAGUAUCCCUCGCAGCCCUCGUGGCGGCACCCGCGAGCCACUGAGCCGUCAGGGCAGUCCUUCGGUGCAGCGCCCCCAUCCUUUGAGACAGACGGACUAG